Molecule: messenger RNA, 3750 nt
Organism: Drosophila grimshawi
Lineage: Eukaryota; Metazoa; Arthropoda; Insecta; Diptera; Drosophilidae
Gene: tous
Product: cilia- and flagella-associated protein 57
Exons: 4
Coding region: 83-3601 (1172 amino acids)
Molecular function (GO): protein binding
Source: RefSeq, a predicted model, not a curated record
GAAAAUUUCGCAUAUUUCUUUUUGUCAGUUACACAGCUAAUCUUGAUACUACCAUACAAACACAUAUAUUUUCUAGUAAAAAAUGGAGGAGUCGAAGCGACCGUCAACGGGUAAUUCGGUUACCAUACGGCCGAAACUAAUAUAUGGCCUGCGCACAGAUGUCGUUGGCAACAUACAUUUUAAUCUUAGCAAGGAGGUCAUGUAUCCGGUGGAGGGUGUCCUGGCAUUUCAUGAUUAUGUCAGCAACAAGCAGCGUUUCCUUCGAUUCCCAGAGGACACCACACCAGAGAUAAUUGCGCUGAGCUCACAUCGCAAACUGCUUGCGGUGCUCGAGCUGCACGCAAAGAACGGUCGGUGUAUAUCUAUAUAUGAGCUGUCCACGCUUAAGAAGCGACGUCAUCUGGAGCUGCCUGGUAAUCAUCGAAAUGCUCAGGUGCAGCAGAUGAUCUUCACGAACGACUCGCGUGCAAUUGCGCUGGUCACAAAGCCACCCAAUGAGAUGGUCUUCAUGCUGCUAUUAGACAAGACCGGCACUGUGAUUGAGGGACGGGCGACGGUGCCGGGUUCGCACGGCGGCGCAGAGUGCAUUGCCGGUAAUCCCAGCGAUUGCAGUUUCCUUGCCGUUGCCGGCGAACGCACUCUGCUGCUGCUGAGUAAGUCGGAGCGUGGAUUUACCAUAAGCAAUAAUCUGAAGAUUACAUAUCGGGUGACGUCGAUGGCAUUUCUUUCGAUGGAUCUGCUGAUGAUGGGCACCGAUCGCGAUGAGCUGAUCCUCGUCGAGAAUGGUGAACAUAAGCUGAGCCAGAAAGCGAGCGUGGCGGAGACCGUUGAUCUGAUGAUGGACCAGGAGAUGUUUGAUAAGGAACGCGAGACGCAGGAUCAUCGCUACACAGCGAUACAGCCCCUCAUCCUGCCCGAUUGGCGGGUGCUCUGCAUGACAGCCUUUUCCAGAGGCUUCGCCUACAUCAUUUUCAACAAAGUGUUCGUCUUUGAGCGCGUCUCCAAGUUUAAAUUCGAACGUAAGACUGUCUUAACGGUGCCCAUCAGCAUCUAUGCUGAGUCUCUCUAUCAGAUCACCAAUCUGGCCGUGGAUCACAAACAGGAGACGGUAAUUGUGACCUGCGCCCAUGCCCAGAUCUAUGUGGGCAUCCUCAUUGUGCCGGAGACCCUGAAGACCAAACAGCUCAAGUUUGAGCCCCUCGGCGUGCUCAUCCACAUCGGCGAGGUCGUCGACGUGUCCGUUUGCGCCUGGAAACCGAUCAUUAUGACUGCCUCACGGGAUCAAACGAUACGCAUCUGGAACUAUGAGACGGCCAAGGUGGAGCUGGUGCGCAAGUUUCAGGUGGAUGUCAAUAUUGUGGAGCUGAAUUCCACUGGAUUAAUGGCAGCCAUUGGCUUCUCCGAUCAGUUGCGUAUCACACAAAUCUUUAUGGAUGAAUUAAACAUUGUGAAGACGUACAACUUUCCACACUGCAAUGAUGUGCGUUACUCGAAUUUUGGACACCUUAUGGCGGCUGCCUAUGAUAACAAUAUUGCCGUCACAUCAGUCUAUAAUUUAGAGGUGGUGAUCCAAUUGAAAGGACACAAUGGCACCGUUCUCUCCGUUGCGUGGACCAAGACGGAUAAGUAUUUGAUAUCUGGUGGAGCCGAGGGUGCCAUUUAUCAGUGGGACAUCGAGACGGGGGCACGCUUGCAGGAGAUCGUGCAGAAGGGCACCGAGUAUGUGACCAUCUGCGUCAGCUUCAACGAUCCGAUGACAAUAUUCGCUGGAACCAAUCAGGGUACCAUAAGGGAGUUUCAGGACGCGACCCUGCAGCGUGAGAUUCCGGUGCCGUCGCGCAAUAAGGGAGGCGUCUCUGAUCUAUGCCUGGCCCGCUCCGAUCUGAUCAUGUUCAUAGCGGAUCAAGAGGGUGGACUGUUCAAUAUGCAGCUGCCGUUCCUGGAAGCUGGCGGAGGCACCUUCACCAAUUUUCGUUUCUUUGACGGUCCGAUAAACAAGCUGCGUUUCACGUAUGAUGGUACAAUGCUGGUGGCCAUAUCCAAGCGGGGCACCGUUGCCAUUUGGCUGAUGGAGAACAUUGAUGAGAAGGUUUCACCCAUCGAUCAGGAUCUGAUGAAGAGCCAAGAGGUGUUGAUUCCACGCACUCAGCUAAGCGAUAAAGUCGAACAGAUUAUUAAUCUGGAGUUGCGACUUAAGCAGCAGGCCGAGGAGUUCCAGUAUCAGCUCAGUCAGAACGAGAUAUUCGAUGGUCAGCAGCUGCAGGAGGUGCAUCGCAGCUAUUGUAGCGCAUUGGAGGAGCUCAAGGAGUUAAACAACGAGAUUGUGUCCAAGCACACGGAGGAAAUGAAUCUAAUAACGUUCCAGAUCAGCGAUAUGAAACAAGAUUUUCGCUCCCAGAUGGACACACUGGCCAGCCAGUACUCGGAGCGCAUGCUCAUCGAAUACCAAAAGUUCACCAAUCUGCGUGAGAAUAUGCUCGAGCUGCGCGAAAGUUAUGAGGAUAAGCUAAGGAACUCGACGGGCACGCUCCAGGACACGAUUGAGGCACUGGAGAACGAUUACAAGAAGCAGCUGGAUGAACGCAAGGAUCUCAUACGGGAGCUGAUGAAAGAGAUGCAGGACAAAAAAGAAGAGUUCAUCAAAUACUGCCAAGAGGUGGAGGCGGAGAACGAUCGAAACAUGGUCGCCACCCAAACGGAAUACGAGAAUAAACUGACCACGGAGCGCAAUGAGACGCAGAUGUGGCGCGGGAAGGCGGGUGUGCUUCAAAAGAAAUAUGAAUCCCAAGGCAGAGAGAUUGAGAAUCUGCUGGAAGAGGUGGAAACACUCAAAGAGGAGCAUGUCAAGUCACAGAUGAAAAUUCAGAAGCAGUUGCGCAAUGUCGAAGAUCUACAGAAGGACAUCUCGGAUCGCGAUUAUGCCAUCGGUGCCAAGGAGAAGCGCAUACAGGAGCUCCUGCACAAGAAUCAAGAGCUGGACAAAUAUAAACAGGUGCUCAACCACAAGAUAGCCGAACUGAAGGCACAGAUUGAGCCGCGAGAAUUCCAAAUAAACGAUAAGCGAAAGCACAUCAUUGAAAUGGAGCACGAACUGGAAGGACUCAAUCAGAACAACAUACAGCUAGAGCUGCAGCUCAAGGAGAUGCGCGACAAGUAUCUGAGCAAUGUGGCCGAGCUGCGCACGGAGCGACAUCGUGCCAAAUCGGCACGCGAAUGCCUAAAUGCCAUCUGCACGGAUAUCUUCUAUGUGGCCGGGGAGGUGAACAGCUCGGAUGGUCUGAAGAAGGCCGUCAAGGAGCUGUUUCACAAGCAUGCCAGCGAUGAUGAGCUCAAACGUUACGUUUCCCUCGAUGCCGAGGUGCGCGAUGAGUUUUCGCGUCAACGCAAACAGAUUGAGACUGUCCUGGCCCGCUACAAGUCAGUCGCCGAGGAUAAAAGCGUGCAGAAGAAAUACGAUAAGCUGUUCCAGGAGAAUGUGGUCCUGCUCGAAGAGAUUGAGAAUCUGCGCGAAGUGAAUAAAGGACUGCGUUCGCGAGUGCGCCAGGAUGUACGCAAAUCUGUAAAAAGCAAGAGACUAGAAAGUACACGUUCAACGAAAUAAGCCAGCGCUUGAAAGUCUGUUAGAAAUAUUCUUAUAAAAAUAUGUUUCACAUUGGGACAAAUACAUACAUGGGAUAUAACACAUUCAUUCAAAGGAGCUUAAUAGAUUAAUAAAGUAAAAUGGCAUUUAGUUUUAGGCCUCGACUAGCA